UUAAGCCAAUUAAAAAAAAAUCCCAUUCAAAUAAACAAUUCGAAAAAGCUUUCUGUGGACUUCAUUGAUUGGUUCAUGUAACUGUCACUCAUUUUCUCUCAUCCAAUCCUGGAGAGAGGCGGCAUCUUGUUGCCUGGCAGCAACAGGCCCAAACAACGACAGAUUGUGAAAACUUUCCUUUUUUUGUCAAACUCGAGCCACAUGUAAAUCACAGGCCUACGAUCAUCUCAAGGAGGACUUGCUGUUUUAAUAUUAAAAGCGGUUGUGUUGUAAGUAAGUCUCACAGAAAUUGCGGUGGAAAGAAAGGGAGGAGCUGCGCUAAAAAAAAAAAAAAAAAAAGAAAAGUGUUGAAGUUUCCAGAAGUUGAUGUCAGUGUAACUGGAUUCCUCUAGUCUGGAAAUUUUGAAGAACAACUGGGAAAAAGAUGGCUGAACCCGGACUGGAAAACUGCUUUUAUUCACACCCAGAAACGCUUGACUGAAGUUCCCAACAAAUUUCAGAGGGAAACAUGUUCCUGUCAAGACAUCAAUACAUUCAGACGAAGAUUUCGUGUUCGGAUGUUGUAGCAGUGUUUUUUUUUCCCCAAAUCUUUUUAGUUUGCACCUCUUGUAAAUUGGCACACAUCGCAUAAGAACGUAAUAACAUGAAAUACAUAAUUGAUAUACAGUUAUAUUGAAUCGCACAAUGAGCUCCAGUCGCGUCCGGCCUCAAGCACCGCAGACCCAGGCGGCAUCUGCAGCAUCACCACCGCCUCAUGAAGGGAUUGAGAUGGAAAAAAUGCAACAUGACGAAGUGGUCCUGGGAGUGCCCGAUGAAACCCCCUCUCCACCUACCUCCAGCUCCAGGCAGGCAUGGAGCCGAGAUAACCCGGGCUUCGAGCCGGAGGAGGGGAUGAUGGAGGCGGACUGGCCGCCGGCGAGCCCGGACCGGAGAUCUGUGUCUACGGCCUCCAGCGGCAGCGGCAGCUUCACUGGCAUCAGUGCACGAAUCAACAGAGGACCGCAGGAUGAACACCGCAGCUGCGGGAAGAGGACACUGCAAAAAAUGAGGGUACUGUGGGAUACUCGUCUUUUGGGCCACAGCAACAGUAACAGGGAGAUGUUCCUGAAAACUGUCCUCAGAGAGAUGAUCACCUACUUCCUCUUUCUCAUCACACUCUGCAUAUUAACCUAUGGAAUGGUGAGCACCAACAUGUACUACUACACCAAAGUCAUGUCCCAACUCUUCGUGGAUGUGCCAUUAACAAAUGGACAACCAACAACCUUCAAGACACUUUUAACAAUGGAGGACUUCUGGAAAUUUACAGAAGGGCCUUUUCUUAAUGGCAUGUACUGGGAGUUCUGGUACAACAAUAAGAGCCUCCCAGAAAACCAGAGUCUGAUCUACUAUGAAAACCUUCUGUUGGGCGUCCCACGUCUCCGGCAGCUCAGAGUGCACAAUGAGUCCUGCGCUGUCCACGAAGACCUACACGAUGAAGUUUACGACUGCUUUAACAUCUAUUCUCCUGCCAAUGAGGACAAGGCACCCUACGGACUUAAAAAUGGGACAGCGUGGGUGUACUCAGGGGAGAGCAGCCUGGGUGAGAGCAGUUACUCGGGGCAAGUGUCGACUUAUGGGGGUGGAGGUUACUACCAGGAUCUGUCCCGUACUCAAGAGAAGUCAGCCAAUCAGCUGCGGGAGUUAAAAAACAACCACUGGCUGGACCGUGGCACAAGAGCCGUGUUCCUGGACUUCUCCAUCUACAAUGGCAACAUUAAUCUGUUUUGUAUCAUCAGAUUGCUAGUGGAGUUUCCAGCCACAGGGGGCGUUGUGACAUCAUGGCAGUUCCAGACUGUGCGGCUAAUCCGCUACAUAUCCAGCUGGGACUAUUUUGUGGGCUUCUGUGAAGUGGUCUUCUGCCUCUUUGUGCUGUAUUACUUGGUAGAAGAAGUUCUAGAGAUCCGUCUGAAUCGCUUGCACUACUUCAAGAGCCUGUGGAACUGCUUGGAUGUACUCAUUGUUACGCUCAGUGUUCCAGCCAUCAUCAUAAACAUCUGCAGAACAUCAGCGGUCAGUCACAGACUUCACUUCCUGCUGGAGAACCACAGCACAUACCCAAACUUUGAGCCCCUGGCUCGCCUCCAAGUUCACUUUAACAAUAUAGCUGCUGUCAUUGUCUUCCUCUCAUGGUUCAAGCUUUUUAAGUUUAUUAACUUCAAUAAGACCAUGAAUCAGCUGUCCACCACCAUGUCGCACUGUGCUAAGGACCUGAUGGGCUUCGCCAUAAUGUUCUUCAUUGUGUUCCUUGCCUAUGCUCAGCUGGCAUAUUUAGUGUUUGGAACUCAAGUCAAUGACUUCAGCACCUUUCAGGCCUGCAUUUUCACCCAGUUUCGGAUCAUUUUGGGUGAUUUUGACUUCUCAGAGAUUGAGGAGGCCGACAGAGUGUUGGGACCCAUUUACUUCACCACCUUUGUGUUCUUCAUCUUCAUGAUUCUACUGAAUAUGUUCCUGGCCAUCAUUAAUGACACUUACUCUGAGGUGAAAGCUGAUAUGGCCCAGCAGAGGUCAGAGAUGGAGAUAACAGACCUGAUCAAGAAGGGCUAUAACAGGGCAAUGGUAAAACUCAAGCUGAAGAAGACCUCCGUCAAUAAUAUCCCAGACAGCUUACACAUGGCUGGGGGCAAACUCAACUUUGAUGAACUCCGGCAAGACCUCAGAGGAAAGGGCCAUUCAGACGCUGAAAUUGAAGCUAUCUUUGCCAAGUAUGACCUUGAUGGAGAUCAGGAACUGACUGAGAAUGAACAUCAACAGAUGAGAGAUGACCUGGAGAAAGAGAGAGAGGACUUGGAUCUGGAGCACAGUUCACUACCCAGACCAGUGAGUGGGCGGAGCUUCUCCGGCAGUCAGGACGACUCCGAGGAGGACGAUGAUGAGGACAGUGGACACAGCUCUCGUCGCCGUGGCAGCAGCUCUGGAGGCGUGUCAUAUGAGGAGUUCCAAGUGCUUGUGCGUAGAGUGGAUCGCAUGGAGCAUUCUAUUGGCAGCAUUGUUUCAAAGAUAGAUGCUGUUAUUGUGAAGUUAGAGGCCAUGGAGAGAGCCAAGAUGAAGAGGAGAGAUGUGCUUGGACGAAUCCUGGAUGGAGCCAUGGAGGAUGAGAGGAUGGGCAGAGAUCCUGAGCUGCAUCGAGAGCAACUGGACAGGCUCGUGAGAGAAGAGCUGGAGCACUGGGAGUCUGAUGACACAAUAUCUCAGGUCAGCCACCACCAGGCCACGCCCAUUGCUGUAGCUGUGCAGCUCCGCCCACGCAGUUCCCGCCCACCCUCAUCGCUGUCCAAUGAGGGCCCGAAUGGUGCAGCCAAUGGAGCCGCCCACGUUUGAGGGGUUUCAGUUUUAUAAACAUUCCUAUAAAUCAUGUAUUUCAGUGUUCCACAGUUUGUUCUCCAGUGACGUCUGAUGCAGUGGGCAAAAUGUACAUGGUAAAAUUUCUGAAGGUUAGAAGCAAUAUUUCACGGUUGACCAUUGUUCCACAGGGCCACAGCUGUAGAAUUAAAUAGUCCUACACAAAAGCUAUUUAUUUGUGUUUCUUUAUAUUAAAGUAAAUCGGGGCUUUUUGUCUGUAGCCAACCUAUGCUUUAUAAUGCAAGUAUGAAGAUCAAUUGAAGUGUUUGUCCAUAAGCUGACAGGAAGUUCUAAUACCUCAGAUUUCUAUUGCAUUUCUUUAAGUAUUUUUGUCUUAUUUUCUGGUAAAAAUAUCUAAACAUCCUUAAAAAAAACUUGAGAAAUCCUGAGUAAACAUUUUGUGGGGUUUAAAUAAACGUAUUUUCCCUUUGAAUCAGGUGACAAAUAGUUUUUCUUAUGUCGCAAGCAUAAAUGUUAUACAAAAAAACAUUUGCUUUUCAAGUAAAUAUAGUAUAUCUUGUUUUAAGACAAAAAUACUCAACCUAGUCUCAAAGAAUGAACGUUACUAUAACUAUAUUAAAGUCAGUUUGACUUUUAUGUGGCGUGAUCUACGUUUCGUCACAGUUUUCUGGUGAAAUGAAUAAUAAAGGUGAUACAACAACUGUACGUUUGAUAUACUUUCACAUAAAUCCCAAGUAAAACGGUUGAUUACGACUUUGUAAAAAAAUGUCACACUAUUACCCACACACUGAUACGUCAUGAUAUCGAAAAACUUUUACCAUAAUGCAUCAUUUGAAAAAAUGACACAUUUGAACAGACCCAACUACAUUUACACACUUAAUUUGGGUGGUACCUCACCUCAUAGAGUUUUGGACUUGGCAGACUGAGGAUCGAGCCCAGCCAAGCUGAAAAGUGAUGCCAAAGUGUCAUAGAAGUGACAUGAUAGUACAUGGUUGCUUAAAAAAAUUGUUUUACAUUUCUCAUUUUGGUUUACUACACUAUCGGUUAGGUUUAUGUGUUGGUUAAGGGUAUGUCUGUUCUCCUCUCAUUUGCUUUUAGGACACUAUCGGUUAGGUUUAUGUGUUGGUUAAGGGUAUGUCUGUUCACCUCUCAUUUCCUUUUAUGUCACUAUCGGUUAGGUUUAUGUGUUGGUUAAGGGUAUGUCUGUUCUCCUCUCAUUUGCUUUUAGGACACUAUCGGUUAGGUUUAUGUGUUGGUUAAGGGUAUGUCUGUUCACCUCUCAUUUGCUUUUAGGACACUAUCGGUUAGGUUUAUGUGUUGGUUAAGGGUAUGUCUGUUCACCUCUCAUUU
Messenger RNA from Xyrauchen texanus (razorback sucker), 4689 nucleotides. RefSeq names its product polycystin-2-like. The coding region runs from base 685 to 3357 and encodes 890 amino acids. Gene Ontology annotation, biological process: detection of mechanical stimulus; release of sequestered calcium ion into cytosol; potassium ion transmembrane transport. Gene Ontology annotation, cellular component: membrane. Gene Ontology annotation, molecular function: signaling receptor binding; voltage-gated calcium channel activity; muscle alpha-actinin binding. The transcript has 15 exons. Lineage: Eukaryota; Metazoa; Chordata; Actinopteri; Cypriniformes; Catostomidae. The record is from RefSeq and is a predicted model, not a curated record.